Messenger RNA from Aspergillus sclerotioniger CBS 115572, 1611 nucleotides. Its product is annotated as cytochrome P450. Bases 1 to 1611 code for a protein of 536 amino acids. The record is from RefSeq and is a predicted model, not a curated record. Gene Ontology annotation, molecular function: monooxygenase activity; iron ion binding; heme binding. NCBI's taxonomy places the organism in Eukaryota, Fungi, Ascomycota, Eurotiomycetes, Eurotiales, Aspergillaceae. The transcript is spliced from 3 exons.
AUGCUGGACUUCGACCUUUUAGAGCAGAUCACCAUUAUACGCCAGACUCUGGCCCCAUUGCAGCUUAGCAGAUGGCAACUAUUCAAGCUAAUGAUUGCUAGCAUCCUACGCAGCACGUCCACCCUAGUCUUGGUGCUCUCCGCAAUCACGGCACUGAUUCCCGUGCUGCUGGUUUGGAGACUAUGGACCGGAAAUUCCGAGUUAGAUAGGCUUGGGAUUCCACGGGUGGGGGGCAGCAAACAGCACCGAAAGGAUUUCAGGCGCUUGGUGGAAGAAGGACACCACCGAUAUCCUAAUUCGCCCUAUGUGAUUCGAACCCAGGGGCUGCAAUACGUGGUAUUCCCACCGGAGUCAUUUGACGAAAUCAAAAAGCUCCCUCCACACAUUGCCUCGGCACAGGACUUCUUCGUCAAGACGUACUUUGGCCACUAUACCACCGCCGGAACUGAGACCCCGGCUUUGCUGAAGGCUAUCAGCAUUGACCUGGCUCGAAGCAUCCCCUUUACAGUGGUCUCUCGACAGGAGGAUGCAAAAGCCGCGGCAGAUGACGUUCUGGGAUCCUGCCCCGAGUGGAAGGAAGUGAAACUGUUUCCAGCUGUCACCAGGAUGAUUGCAAUGACCAAUGCAUGCACAUUGGUGGGAAGGCAUCUUGCCCGCAGCGAUGGCUGGGUGAAGCUAGUCAGCAAAUUUCCAUUCGAGGUCAUGGCCGGAACCUUUGUUAUCAGUGGCUUUCCCCGUUUGAUCCAGCCCAUACUCGCGCCGCUGAUUUUUCUGCCGGCCAUUAUCACCAAAUGGCGCAUGAAAUGGUCGCUGCGCGGGGUCAUCAAGCGGGAUAUGCAUGAAUUCCUCACCACCUCGGACAAGAAGACAGUUUUGAAAUUGAAGGAAAACGGCAAGGUUCCCUUCACUGCGUCGCUCAUGACGAGAUACAAACCAGAAGAGGCCACUCUGGAUCAAUUGCUCCAGGACUACGUCACGGUCUCAUUCGAGUCCACUCCUUCAAGCACGGCAGCUCUGUACCUCAUCCUGAUGGAGUUGGCAACACGACCCCAGUUGGUCGAGAUCCUGCGCCAGGAAUUACGGGAAGUCCUGGUGGAUGGGAAGUUACCAAAAACGCAUCUUGCGGAACUUCGGAAGAUGGAUAGUGUGAUGCGGGAAUCUGCUAGAGCAAAUCCAUUCAGUCUCCUUGGUCUAUACCGUCUUCUACGAGUACCGACCAAGCUCUCCACGGGCCCAGUCCUACCGGCCGGAACUCUGAUUUGCGUGGACGUGCAUCACAUCCAUGGCUCCGAGGAACUGUGGACCAAGCCUGAGGAGUUUCAUGGGCUCCGUUAUUAUGACAACCGCAAGGAACCAGGCAAGGAAAAUAAGUAUCAAUUCGUCAGCACUGGCGCAGAUUCGCCCGGUUGGGGCGAUGGGGCCAUGGCUUGUCCCGGUCGGCUAUUUGCUAAUAGCACCAUCAAGAUCGCCUUGGCUCAUUUGAUCAUGCACUACGACUUUAAGUUUCGGGAUGGGGAAGGGAAACCUCUAAAGACAUCACUUCCCAAUGGCUCGUGGAACCCCGGGUUGGAUGUCAAGCUCAUGUUCAAAUCAAGAAAGUGGGAUGCCUAG